Lampris incognitus (smalleye Pacific opah) is the source of this 3921-nucleotide messenger RNA. It is a transcript of the gene larp1, whose product is annotated as La ribonucleoprotein 1, translational regulator. The coding region runs from base 213 to 3539 and encodes 1108 amino acids. Gene Ontology annotation, molecular function: RNA cap binding. The record is from RefSeq and is a predicted model, not a curated record. Gene Ontology annotation, biological process: positive regulation of translation; mRNA stabilization. NCBI's taxonomy places the organism in Eukaryota, Metazoa, Chordata, Actinopteri, Lampriformes, Lampridae. Gene Ontology annotation, cellular component: cytoplasmic stress granule; cytosol. The transcript is spliced from 21 exons.
CGGAGUGUAGUUUUGAGAGGCUCCGGGACGCCUUUUAUAUGUUUUAACUCGGUGUUUACCACUCUGCGUCUUAGACUGAAGGUCAUUUGGUCUAGGGGUGGAGUGGAGAGGGAACUUGGACGCGUAACUUCCGCGGAAUACUUCACGUUUUCAUUUCCCGAAAAACAAGGCGAAUUUGGGGGUGGGGGGGUUAUCGUGAGGAAGAGGGGGAAAUGGCCACUCAGGUGGAGGCUCUCCUGCCCAGCAAUCCACUUGUCAAACAAGAGGAUCGUGGACAUGGGAGCGACGUGAUCCGCGGAGAGGAGCGUUUGGACACGGGGGCCAAGCAGAUGGGUGGUGUCACCGAGGUGAGCAGCUCAAAGGAAGACGGCGGCGAGCAGGGUGGGAUUGGUAAAACGGAACAAACCCCGAAACAGGCAAAGAAAGAGGGCAGCAGCCAAGCGAAGGACAACGUGGAUCAAGAUGUUUCCAACUGUAAGCAAAGUGAGGAUGGUGCUGUAAGCGGCAAAAAGGAUUUUACUGAAGCCCCUCCGCCCAAGGUGAACCCAUGGACCAAGAAAAUGAAUGCGGUGACCGUGGUCAGCGUGAAUGGACAGCCUCACCAUGAUUCCCCAGGCCCCGCCAAAGUGGUAAGAGCAGGCAAUCCACCCAGAGCCAGACGAGGAGGAAAGGUGGGAGAUUUUGGUGAUGCAAGCAACUGGCCCACCCCUGGGGAAAUGGCAACAAAAGACUUGCAGAUGGAGGUAGUGACACGGACCGUGUCCUGCCCAGCGACCGUCAGGCAGGUCAGAGAGACUCGGAGAUUCCCAGCCCCUAAGAGGACUACAGCAAAGAAAGAGUCCAAGGAGAAGAGGGAAAGCAACGAGGAGAGCAAGGAGAAUCUGAAGGCGAAGUCGGACGACUCUGGAGAGGAGAAGAACAGUGAUGGAGAUGCCCAGAAGAAUGGCCAAAAGAAGAGAGGCAACAAGCACAAGUGGGUCCCUCUGAUGAUCGAGGUGAAGUCCGAGGGUCCCAGGGAGCGGUCGGCCUCCAGAAACAACAGCAGGCAGAACGAAAACCCCCGCAUGGCCCCCAACACCCGAAACGACCUCAGAGACUGGCACAGUCAGAAGUACGAGCGCGAGUGGCGCGAUGACCAUGAUGAAGUGUCAAGUGUGAAGAGCGAAGGGGCACCGUUCCGCGGCGGGUUCAGAGGUCGUGGACGUGGCAGAGGAAGGGGCAGAGGACGGGGAAGAGGUGGCAGUAGAGGCCACUACGACUACCACUACAGCUACAAGGCCUACGAGAUGAAAGACGGUACCUACGGCCAGAAGUUCAACAACACGGUGACUUAUUACUACGACAACAUGAGCAGCAAUGACCUAUACUCAGUCGACCAGGACCUGCUAAAAGACUACAUCAAGAGACAGAUUGAGUACUACUUUAGCCUUGACAACCUGGAGAGGGACUUUUUUCUAAGAAGGAAGAUGGACCAUGAGGGUUUUCUGCCAAUUGGAUUGAUUGCUAGCUUCCACAGGGUCCAGGCCCUCACCACCGAUGUCAACCUCAUCCUGGAGGCUUUGAAGGACAGCAAGGAGGUAGAAGUGAUAGAUAUGAAGAUCCGUCGUAAAGUGGAGCCAGAGAAAUGGCCGCUGCCGGGCCUGGUGGUGCCCGACCACACGCAGACGGACUUCUCCCAGUUCAUCCACUGUCCUGAGUUUGUCCCCAGACAGAUGAUGGAUCAGCUUGCAGGUUCCGCCAGAGCUUCAACAUCUGUGAAGCAACAAUCAAAGACAGACCCAGAAACCUCCAACCUUAAGACCAUGCCCAAGGGCUUAUCUGCCAGCCUCCCUGACCUGGACUCAGAGUCCUGGAUUGAAGUAAAGAAGAGGCCCAGACCCUCCCCAGCUAGACCUAAGACCCCCUUGUUGCAGCAACAGCAGCAAAAAGAGAAAGAAGACUCCACCCGUUCUCCUGUGGUGCAGUCUGGCCCCUCGCCUUCACCUGCCGCCUCAGGCACCAAGGAUGGAAUGGAACAAGACGAACCGGAGGAGCUGGACUUCAUGUUUGAUGAGGAGAUGGAACAGAUGGACGGCCGACGCAAUACCUUCACUGACUGGUCAGACGAAGACACCGAUGGUGAGAUCGAUGACCGGGACGUCAACAAGAUCCUUAUCGUCACCCAGACGCCACCAUACCUGCGUAAGCACCCAGGGGGCGACCGCACGGGCCAGCACACAUCUCGCUCCAAGUUGACCAGCGAAUUGGUCAAAGUGAUCAACGACGGGCUCUACUACUAUGAACAAGAUCUGUGGGACGACACCUAUGAGCCUGAGUAUGCCACUAUCAAGCAAGAGGUGGAGAACUUCAAGAAGGUCCACCUGAUAAGCCGGGAACAGUUUGACUGUCUGACUCCAGAACCACCCGUUGACCCUAACCAGGAGGUCCCCCCAGGUCCCCCACGGCCCCAGCAGAUUCCCACAGAUGCUUUGGCAAACAAGCUCUUCGGUGCUCCUGAGCCUUCCACAAUAGCCCGCUCACUCCCAACAACAGUGCCUGACUCGCCCAACUACCGCAGUGCCCGCACUCCCCGCACACCCCGCACCCCCCACCGGAAGGACCCCACCAUGACGCCACGCUUCUACCCAGUAGUGAAGGAGAGCCGGCCGGUUGAUGCAAAGACCCCGAGGAAAAGGAAGACCCGACACAGCUCCAAUCCCCCCAUGGAGUGUCAUGUUGGCUGGGUCAUGGAUUCCAGAGAGCACCGCUCCCGCACUGCCUCCGUCAGCUCCAAUGCCAGCCCAUCAGAGGGCACCCCUGCCCUGGGUAACAUUGGCUGCACGCCCCAAUCCCUGCCCAAGUUCCAGCAUCCUUCCCACGAGCUGCUCAAGGAGAAUGGCUUCACGCAACACGUUUACCACAAAUACCGUCGACGCUGUCUAAAUGAGCGAAAGCGACUGGGAAUUGGCCAGUCGCAGGAGAUGAACACACUGUUCCGCUUCUGGUCCUUCUUCCUGAGAGACCACUUCAACAGGAAGAUGUACGAGGAAUUCAGACAGCUGGUGGUGGAGGACGGCAAAGAGGGGUACAGGUACGGUUUGGAGUGCCUGUUCAGGUACUACAGCUACGGUCUGGAGAGAAAGUUCAGGCCGGACAUCUUUAAAGACUUCCAAGAGGAAACCAUCAAAGACUAUGAAGCUGGCCAACUUUAUGGACUAGAGAAGUUCUGGGCUUUUCUUAAGUACUCCAAAGCCAAGAACUUGGAAAUCGACGCCAAGCUGCAGGAGUACCUAAGCAAUUUCAGGCGCCUGGAGGAUUUUAGAAUUGACCCCCCCAUGGAGGAAGGAAGCCGUAGACGACACUCCUCCAGCGGGGAUGGCCGUCGCCGGCACCCCUCGCAGCCCUCCAGCCGCCCCCACAGCCAAGCCAGCUCGGGCCCCAGCCCGGCCCCUGCUGCCCAGGGCCCCACUGCCAGGGAUGAUGCCAAAAACACGAGCCAGAAAGCAACCUCCCCCGCUGCCGUCUGUCUCUCUGUACCGGAUGACAAGGUGAUGAAAUAACUUCCACAAACUCCACGGGCCCCAUGGAACAACUCAACUACGUCUUGUAGUUCUCGGUUCUUUCUGUGCCGUAGCAAGGAGAAGGGGGGGGGCGGGGGGGUCCAGGGGGGUCCAGCCCUUAAUACAAGCAUGACUUUUUUUUCUUUCCUUUGACAACUUGUGAUUGAGGGGGUAAAAGAGUAAAAAAAAAAAAAAAGACAAUACAGCUCUGCCAAUUUAAUUACUUAUAGAGGGAAAGAAUUUCUUUUUCCUCCAAAGUUGAAGGAAUGAAUGACACCUCCCACACAUUUUAAUCAUGUCUUGUGCCAACAAUGGCAGGAUUGCUCAGUAGAUUUUUAAUUCCUGGGAAACGGGAGUUUUAUCUUUCUUCCCGUUGCGGACC